AUGAGUCUUAAUUAAUUCAAAUUAUUGUCAGAGAGAAAUCGAAAUGUCCAUUACGAAAAACUUAACAACCUAUUAAGAUUGUAAGGGAUAUUAUAGUUUUAUAUAAAUGAAUCACAAAAAUAAAAUGUUAAUGAUAACAAUGAUUAAUAUCAGUAGUGGUUAAAAUUAAUUAGGGAAGAAUUAUAAAAUAUUGAUUCAAAGGAAAUAAAAUUUUCGUUUUUUGACUUAUCCUAAACAUCACUUUCUUUUAACAAAAAAAAAAUGGAAGAAGCUAAAAAGUUGAUAGAGUUUUAUCAGAAAACAAUUUCCAAGUUAGAAAUAGAUGAGCUCCAAAAUAACUUGGUUCAAUAUUUUUAGAAUUUAUUACAUAAUCUUUAUUCAUGUUAUGAAAAUUAGAUCAAUGAACUUAAAAAAGAAGCUGAUGAAUACAAUUAACACUUGAGGGAUAUAAUGAUUAUAAAGCAGUAAAUUGAGACAUUUACUUAAAUUGAAAAUCUUAAACAAAUCAAAUAAGCUCUUGCUGACCAUUUACUUCAGUACCUAGAAAACUUAAAUUAUAAAAAUUGGAAGCUCAAAUCACAAUUUUGUGUUUCAAAGAAGUCUUUUUUAACUAUAUUAGCAACAGCCCAGCCAGAAAAAUUCAAAAAGUUAAAAGAAAUUAUUGAUCUUGAUGAGUAUCUGCUCAAUAUAAUUUAAAAUUAUCCAAAAAGAUAUAGAUAAAACGCUGAUUUUGAUACAUAAAAUUUAAAUGAAAUAAAAAGUAUAGCAAUUUAAGACGAAGACUUUGCAAAUAAAUUAUCAAAGUAAAAAGGAAUUUUAUAAUUCCUUUUAUAUAAAUAAAGUAUAUUCGAAAAAAUGAUUGAUUCAUAAGAAUAAGAUUUAUAGGUGAUUAUGAAGGAAUUUGGGGAAUUAUUUAUUGAUAAAGCACCUUCUUUACAACUUAUUGAAAAACUGAAGUUUGCUAUGGAAAACUUAAAGGUUGAUGAAUCACUAAAAAUUGUGAAUGAUGAUAAAUUUAUUUUAAGUGAAUUAAGAUUGGAGAAAGAAAAAUAUUAAAAUUUUAUAUCUGAAUUGAGAAAAAUUGAAGAUUACAACAAAUCUCUUAAGGUUUGCGAUUGUAAUAAAUUGAUCAUCCAAACAGAAAGUGUUAUUAAAACUCUAGAAGCCUUUAAAUAACAAGAUAACGAUAUUACGAAAAUGCUAAUUAAUUAAGAACUCAUGAUAUUAAAAACCAUUAUCAAGGAAUAAAGAAAUUUACUUACAUCUAAUUAUGAAAAGAUAAUUUAGGAGAAAGUUGAAUUAGGAGUUAAUGAAAAAGAUUAAAUAAAAUGA
This is a messenger RNA of Paramecium pentaurelia, 1332 nucleotides long. NCBI's taxonomy places the organism in Eukaryota, Ciliophora, Oligohymenophorea, Peniculida, Parameciidae. The record is from the annotation of a GenBank genome assembly.